AUGGCUACCACGGAGGAUAACGUGACAAAAAUCCAUGAUCUCGUAUUAGCAGACCGCCGAUUAAAGAUGUGCGAGAUAGCUGAAACUGUAGGCAUCUCAAAAGACCGCGUGGGUCAUAUCCUGCAUAAAAUUUUGGGCAUGAGAAAGCUGUCGGCGCGAUGGGUGCCGCGUAUGCUUACUCCGGACAACAAGCGCAACCAGACCAAGAAGCAGUCGAAACAGUGGACUUCACCUGGCGAACGUGCUCCGAAGAAGGUGAAGAUUGUCCUAUCGGCCGGAAAAGUGAUAGCCACCGUUUUCUGGGAUUCACAAGGUGUGAUCUACAUCGACUACCUGGAGAAAGGCAAAACGGGCACAGGGCUCUACUAUGCCGAAUUAUUGGGCCAAUUCGACGCCGAAUUGCAGAAAAAACGGCCCCAUUUGGCGAAGAAAAAAGUGCUCUUCCAUCAUGACAACACACCAGCUCACACCUCCGCUAUCGCCACGGCCAAAUUGCAAUUAGUAUCCCUGGUGCCUGAAGAAGAAUCUGAGAGGGAUGCAAACGAGGAGUUAGAAUUUGACGAACGAUAUGUCACUUUAAAGUCGAUGCUGGUACAUUACAUGGAGCGGCUUAAUCCAUCAUUGCCUGCUUCGAGUUCGGAUACUGAGGGUCGUUCGGUGGAUUCAUUGGCGGCGAUUCUAGAACAGCAAACCGCGCUCCUUGAGCGGUUAUCGGAGCGAUCGAGUGAGGCGGGCGGCGAUGUGUUAUCACAAUUGUUAGCACAGCAGACUCAGGUGUUGGAAAGAGUAAGUGUACAGUCAGGAGCAUCGCGGGAGCCUCAUGUCAAGCUGCCGAUCAUCAGAUUGCCCACAUUCAGCGGGAACAUUGAAGACUGGAAGAGAUACUCAGACACGUUUAAAACAUUAAUACACGACAGUGAAUUAUCGAGCGUACAAAAGCACCAGUAUUUAGUUGGAUCUUUAAGCGGUCCAGCAGCACGAAUAAUAGAAUCGAUUGAGAUCUUGGAACAGAAUUAUGCGAUUGCUUGGGAGCUACUAAAGGGGCGGUACGAGGACGAGAGAGCCAUUAAAAAGCGACACAUCCAGUGCCUGUUUGAGAUGCCGCGGGUGCAUCGAGAAUCCUCUGGCGCAAUUCAGAGUCUCGUGGAUCACGUUCAAAAACAUUUGAGAAUUUUGCAGUCGAUGAAACUUCCCACGGAGUCCUGGGGAGAGCUCAUAAUCUUUCUGAUUGAAAGAAAUCUGGAUAACGUCACGAGAAAGUCUUGGGAAGAACAUAUUGAACAACAGGAAAAUAUACCAACUAGUGUUAUCCUGGAUUUUCUACAGCGUCGAUGCCAAGUACUAGAGCGGGCAUCCUUGACCGGAGACUCGAGAGACCACGUCGAUAAAUCAAGGACGGACUCAAAGCAGGACGGAAAACGACAACAGCCGUGUUCAAAUCUGCGGAACAAAACAUCGCUAUCCACAACGGCAGAAGCAGGAGGCUUUUCGGCUGGGGCGAGAGGAGGAUCGGCCGCGGCGGAGGAGAAGUCAUCAGGGACCGAGGCGUCAGGAACGUCGAGCGGCGGUUCGGUGUAUCACGUGGCAGGUGAACUCAAGCGUAGGCAGGUCUUGAUGUCCACGGCAAUUGUAAGGGGAGCGGACGGUGGCAAUUAUCAAUUAAGAGUGCUGUUAGAUAGCGCGAGUGAAAUAAAUUUUGUAACUUUGGCAGCAUGUAGGAAAUUGGGAGUCAAACUAGACGACGUUCAUCAAAAUAUAAAUGGUUUGAAUAAUAUGAACUGCAUCAUAAGACAUAGCUGUCAAUUGCAAGUAAAGUCACGCGUAUCGGAAUUCGAAUUAAAUUUGCAAUGCUUGGUAGUUCCGAGAAUAGUAGGGGAAUUACCGCCCUUUACCAUUGAGAUCUCAAAAUUGGCAAUUCCGGGGAAUUUGAAAUUGGCAGACCCAAUUUUUUACAAUCCUGGUAGAAUCGACGCGCUAAUCGGCAGUGAGUUCUUUCUGCAAUUAUUGCAGGCCGGGAGGAUUGAGCUCGGCGAAAAUUUGCCGACGCUGCAAAAUAGUAAGCUCGGCUGGGUGAUAGCGGGUUCGAUUCCGAGUCAUUUAAUCGCGAGUCGAUCGACGAACCGUCCAUAUUCGAAUGCUCAUACAUGUUUAUUUGUAAGACAAGAUUCUAUUUACAACGAAUUAGCAAGGUUUUGGGAAUUGGAGGAAUACGAAAUGAAGGACAAUACAAGGUUGUCAACAGAGGAUCAGGCAUGCGAAGACUACUUUGUAAAUACGGUAACGCGAAAUAUUUCGGGACGGUUUGUCGUUCGACUGCCUUUCCGAGGAAACAAGGCACAGUUGGGCGAAUCUCGACAAAUAGCAGAAAAACGGCUAAACUAUUUAGAACGGAAAUUUCAGCGCGACCCUGAAUUCCACGCGCGGUAUUCGGAAUUUAUGCGGGAAUACAUUCGUCUAAACCACAUGUCGCAAGUCGACAAAGAUGACGAUACGAAAUUUGCGGUGUAUUUACCUCAUCAUGGUGUCAUUCGGGAGUCAAGCACCACCACCAAAUUACGCGUGGUAUUCGACGGGUCUGCGAAAACUGCAUCGGGAGUUAGUUUAAAUGAUACAUUGAUGGUGGGAGCAGGUUGGCAGGAUAAUAUUAUCGACUUACUUUUGCGAUUUAGAUUGCAUGCCAUAGCGAUUACAGCGGAUCUCAAAAAAAUGUACAGGCAGGUUAUAGUACACGAACAGGAUCGAAAUUAUCAGCGGAUCCUCUGGCGAUUCUCUUCAAGCGAUUCGAUACAGGAGUAUAAUUUAAACACCGUAACAUACGGAUUAGCGUGCGCACCAUUUUUAGCUAUACGCUGCGUCAGACAAUUAGCGAUCGAUUCGAGCAGUCAAUUCGGCGAGGCAUCAAGAGUCUUGCUGAAUGAUUUGUAUGUCGAUGAUAUCUUGACUGAUGUCAGUUGUGAAUUUGAAGCAACCAGGUUAAUUUCGCAGUUAAAGACACUGUUGAACGGCAGCGGCUUCGAACUUCACAAGUGGUAUUCGAAUUGUGAUGAAGUCAUGAAUGAAUUGAGGCCGACCGACCGGGUCCGGGAAUCGUCAUCGAUCGCGAUCAACGUAGACGCAGUAAAAACCUUAGGAUUAAAUUGGCACUACAGGCGGGAUAUAUUCCAGUUCACUGUUCAACCAAUUAGCGAUUCCAUUAAAACGAAACGUCAAGUAUUGUCAACUAUUUCACAAUUGUUCGAUCCUUUAGGAUUAAUAAGCCCUAUAUUAAUUCGCGCAAAACUGAUUAUGCAGGGAACGUGGUCCGCGAAUUUGAAGUGGGAUGAUCCACUGACCGGCGAACUUCAGAGGGCGUGGAGGGAGUACGUGAAUGAUUUGAGAGAGAUACAUUCGAUUAAGAUCCCGCGUCGAAUAGUUCCCGGCUCCGCAACUCGUUUGAAUAUGCAUGCAUUUUGUGACGCGUCAAUGAAAGCAUAUGGUGCAUGCAUCUAUUUGCAGACUAUUGACAGUAACGGCCAUUGCAAUUACAGAUUGGUUUGUUCAAAGUCGCGUGUGGCUCCUGUUAAAAGUAAAACCGUCACACUGCCAAAGCUGGAGUUAUGUGGAGCUGUAGUUUUGGUCCGCUUAAUUAAAAAUGUAAAGAAAGCCCUUGGAGUUGAAUUGGACAAUAUCUAUGCGUGGAGUGAUUCCACGAUAACGUUAGCGUGGAUUUCCGGCGAUCCGUCACGGCAAAAGGUAUUUGUAUCGAAUCGAGUGGUCGAGAUCCAAUCCUUGCUUUCCGCUGACCAUUGGCGUCAUGUUAAAAGCGCUGACAAUCCGGCCGACUUGAUCUCGCGCGGUACAAGUCUGUAUGACUUAAAACAGUGCAGACUCUGGUGGGAGGGCCCUGAGUGGCUGUCUCGGAUCAAUGAGUAUUCACAGGAUGGAGCGCGAUUGACAACUCUGUCGCAGAUUGAGUCGGAGAUCAUUAGGUCUGAGGAGCGCUCGGAGUCUCGGGUUUUUUUGAAUGUUGAUGGUUUGAAUCGGACGGUGGAUGCAUUGAUCAACAAGUGUUCGUCGCUGUCAAGAGUGGAACGUAUUGUGGCGUAG
This is a messenger RNA of Solenopsis invicta (red fire ant), 4086 nucleotides long. RefSeq lists its product as uncharacterized. Bases 1 to 4086 code for a protein of 1361 amino acids. The record is from RefSeq and is a predicted model, not a curated record. Gene Ontology annotation, molecular function: nucleic acid binding. Lineage: Eukaryota; Metazoa; Arthropoda; Insecta; Hymenoptera; Formicidae. The transcript is spliced from 4 exons.